Messenger RNA from Nilaparvata lugens (brown planthopper), 8550 nucleotides. Its product is annotated as unconventional myosin-Va. Gene Ontology annotation, cellular component: vesicle; actin cytoskeleton; myosin complex. Gene Ontology annotation, biological process: actin filament organization; vesicle transport along actin filament. Lineage: Eukaryota; Metazoa; Arthropoda; Insecta; Hemiptera; Delphacidae. Gene Ontology annotation, molecular function: ATP binding; actin filament binding; microfilament motor activity. The record is from RefSeq and is a predicted model, not a curated record.
GGAAGCCAUCAGCUGUGCAUCAUGCACACUAAAAUGACAGAAUAGCUUCUGCUUGUGGAUUAUUUUCAAAAUGAUUUCUUAUUUAUAUUGUGCUUUGUCAAAAAUGUUAUCUUAUCACCAGAAAUGUUGAUACAUGAACAGGCAUCGAAAUUCACAGUUUCCAGAGACAGAAGAUAAAAAUUCAAUCUGCUGAGAACUGUGGUUAGCGAUGCAAUGUUGAAAACAUUCAGUUUACCAAGUGUCAACCUGAUCAGUGGAUUAAAUGAUUUAGUUUAAAGAUAUAAUCGUUAUUUUGAAUAACAUUACCAUGACUACAAAGGAUUUAUACUCUCAGGGAGCGAGGGUAUGGAUUCCUCACCAAGAAUUGGUGUGGGAAGGCGCAGAGGUUUUAGAGAAUUACCAGGCUAAGGAACUGCAAAUUAAAACAGAAGAUGGACAGGUGAGGAAAUUAACUAUAACAAAAGAUGAAGAUCUACCACCCCUUCGAAAUCCAGAUAUCCUUAUUGGAGAAAAUGAUCUCACUUCACUGUCCUAUCUCCAUGAGCCUGCUGUCCUAUAUAAUUUAAAUGUUAGAUUCUGCCGACAACAAGCUAUAUAUACAUACUGUGGUAUUGUUCUUGUUGCCAUCAAUCCUUAUGCUGAUAUGCCAAUCUAUGACAUGGAUACCAUUUGGGCAUACAGGGGGCAAAACAUGGGAGAUCUCGAUCCCCAUAUUUUUGCAAUAGCUGAGGAGGCAUUCAAAAAGAUGGAAAGGGAGCAACAAGAUCAAAGUAUUAUAGUUUCUGGAGAGUCAGGAGCAGGCAAAACUGUAUCAGCCAAAUAUGCCAUGAGGUACUUUGCUACAGUGGGUGGAUCCGCUACUGAAACACAUGUAGAAAAGAGAGUACUGGCUUCCAGUCCUAUUAUGGAGGCCAUAGGAAAUGCUAAAACUACUAGGAAUGAUAACAGCUCGAGGUUUGGAAAGUUCAUAGAGCUUCAAUUUAGUAAAAGCUACAAUAUAAUUGGAGCUAGUAUGAGAACCUAUCUUUUGGAGAAAUCUCGCGUGGUUUUCCAGGCUCCAGAGGAAAGAAAUUAUCAUGUAUUCUAUCAGAUUUGUGCAGUAAGGGAGCAGUUUCCUGAUUUAAAACUGAAUGAGGCACCUUCCUAUGUUUAUCUUAGUGAGGAGUCAACGAUACCUGGAGUUGAUGAUAAGCAAUGUUUCAAUGAAACUUAUAAUGCUCUGAAAACUCUAGGCUUCAGCGAGAGAGAUAUAAAUGAUAUGCUGAAGAUUCUAGCAGCAAUUUUACAUUUGGGUAAUAUCAAAAUUGAACAAGGAAGUGAAUCAAAAUCAAGUGACAGUGAAUCAAGCUUUAUUAGGGAAAACAAUACAAAUCUCAAUAUUCUUGCGGAAUUACUGCAGUUGGAUGUGAAAGAACUUAGAAAUUGGCUUUGUCAUAGGAGAAUCGUCAGUAUGAGAGAAAUGUUUGAUAAACCAAUGAAUGUUAAUGAGUCGACUGGCGCUAGAGAUGCACUGGCAAAGUAUAUAUAUGCAGAAUUAUUUUCCUGGAUUGUCGGUGUCAUUAAUAAGUCAUUAGAAAUGGCCACUGAAAACAGACAUAAGUUCAUUGGAGUCCUUGACAUUUACGGAUUUGAAACGUUUGAAACCAACAGCUUUGAACAGUUUUGUAUAAAUUAUGCCAAUGAGAAACUACAACAGCAGUUUAAUCAGCAUGUUUUUAAAUUGGAACAAGAAGAAUACCUUAAAGAAAAAAUUGAAUGGAAAUUCAUUGACUUCUACGAUAACCAGCCGUGCAUUGAUCUUAUUGAGUCAAAGCUUGGUAUACUGGAUCUUUUGGAUGAGGAAUGCCGGAUGCCAAAAGGGUCCGAUUCAUCAUGGGCUGAAAAACUGUACUCAAAAUGUACAAAAUGGGACCAUUUUGCCAAACCUCGUUUUGGUACGAAUUCUUUUGUGAUCAAACAUUUUGCUGAUAGGGUCGAAUAUGAAGUCAAUGGAUUCCUUGAGAAAAAUCGAGAUACUGUGAUAGAAGAACAGGUUGCUGUUAUUCGAAAUGGAAACAACAGACUAGUUCAAAAACUGUUCCGUGAUCCCGACUCUGAGAAAAAGCUGGCUGUUCCGAAGAGCAACACCAACCCAAAAAGAAAUCAACUAGAGCACCAAACAUCACUCAAGUCUGCUACUCUUGGAUCAUCAACGAAGAAUAAAAAAACAGUGGGCUCACAAUUCAGAGAUUCACUGAAUGCAUUAAUGUCAACCUUGAAUGCAACUACUCCUCACUAUAUACGGUGCAUUAAACCGAAUGAUUCGAAGCAUGCUUUCGAGUACAACGCGCCACGAACAGUUCAGCAGUUGCGCGCCUGUGGUGUGCUAGAGACAAUACGUAUUAGCGCAGCUGGUUUCCCAUCAAGAUGGCUCUACAUAGAUUUCUUCAAUCGCUACAGAGUUCUUUGUCGAUCAAAAGAUAUUGAUAGAGAUGACUUGAAAAGCACGUGUGAAAGAAUUUUGCGUGGUGUGAUGCAGGACAAUGACAAGUACAAAUACGGAGAGACAAAAAUAUUUUUCCGAGCUGGACAAGUGGCUUAUUUGGAGAGACUAAGAGCAGAACGACUCAAGAAUUGCUGUUUACUCAUCCAGAAAUCAGUGCGCAUGUUCUUGCAUCGUCGUCGAUUCCUCAAAGUUGUCAAAGCUACAAGAUGCAUCCAAAAAUUCACCAGGGGAAUGAUAGCUCGCAGAAAAGUAAACAAUAUCAGGCGAAAUGCCGCCGCUGUGGUGAUUCAAAAGUACGUACGUUGCUGGUUGAAGAGAGAGGUUUACUUGAAAUUGAAAUACAUCACCCUGCGAAUCCAGACUAGAGCAAGAGGUUAUUUGGCCAGACGUCGCUACAUGGAGAUGAGAUAUAAUCACGCGGCUAUAAUAAUUGGAAAAGUGGUUAGAGGAUGGCUGGCCAGAAGAAGAUAUCAAAAAGACAGACGCCGUGUCAUUGUAUGCCAGAAUUCCAUUAGGCGGUUCCUGGCUCGUAAAGCUCUCAAGAAACUGAAGAUGGAAGCUCGCUCCGUGGAACAUGUUAAAAAACUCAACAAAGGUCUUGAAAACAAGAUCAUAUCGCUACAACAAAGGAUUGAGGAAUUGCUGAAAGACAAUGCAUCACUAAAGCACUCGGCAGUCGAACUGGUUGAGGUUCGUGCGAAACUGGACCAUCUCCGUGGAGUUGAAAGCGAGAUGAAGAAAGUCACUGCCGCAUUGGAGGAUAAACAAAGAAAACUGGAAGAGAUUGUUGAAGAAUUGCAGAAUGAAAGAUCUGAAAAAAUGGACCUGGUAUCCGAAAAAGAUCAGAUGUAUUCCGACUAUGAAAAUAUGAAAAACACGUGGAACAAGGAGAAGUGUUCAAUGAAUGAGAAAAUUAUUGAAUUGAGUAAUACAAUUGAGGUCAAUCAGAAACAUGCUGAAGAGAUGCUAGAGUCGAAGUUGGAGAAAGAGCGGUUCGUUUUGAUACGUGAGCAGGAUCAAGAGCGCAUCGCUUACCAGAAAUUACUGGCCGAAAAAAAUCAGUUCGAAGCCCGCUGUGAGGCCCUUGAGCGAGAAAUUUCUAAACGUCCCGGCAGAAGUUUUGCUUCUGUGCAUAAUCGAUGUCCAUCAGAUGCCAGCACCAUUUCAGUUAUGGAAGAAAGCAUGAUCAGUACGGCUGAUGUUCAAGAGGAGGAUUAUGGCUACGGAUCUGUAAAAUCACCAAGCCAUCAUAGCUCAAAAAUGGGUGAUGACGGUGGAGCAGCCUCUGACUGGAGUGAGCAUACAACUCCUGAAUCCACCCUCGUACGAACAUCUAAAUCUGAAAAUAAGGCUGAAAAAGAACAGUUUUCCGAUGCAAUGCUCAUACUAAAGCUUCAAACAACAAUUAAAAGACUGGAAAACGAAAUCGAUAUGUUGCACAAACGUCUUGAAGCUGGUGAAGUCACUCCUGAUGAACGGAAAGCACAAGAUAAUAUAAAAUUGCAGGAGUUGGAAAUUUCCAACGCGAAACUGAAAACGGAUCUAAGCUCUAUUCGGAAGUUUAUUCUAACAAAUACUCCCGAAAAUAUUUUCGACAGAGCCGCUGCUGAUGAAUUAUUGCAACAAUUCGACGAUUUGCAAGGAGAACUAGAUCGUUCCAGGGAGGAAUGCAUUCAACUUAAAGGCAUGCUAACCAUGAGGAACCAGGGCGUUAAAAAUAUUGCGGCUUCGAACUAUGCUGACAACGAUGUUGAUAUGUCUCUUAUAAACGAAGAUGGUGAAAUUGUUCUCGCUUAUGAAGCUCAGAAGAAGAUUAUCAGACAAUUGGAAGACGAGUUACAAAUUUCGAAAAUGAAAAUCAAGGAGCUUAGUGAUGACAAUGACCGGCAACAGAAGCUUCUAUCGGCUAACCUAACCUCAAAGGGACCCCACAGUCACAACGACGUUUUCCUACGAGUGGAGCUCAAUAGGCUUACCAGUGAAAACCUAGACUUGCAUGAACAGAAAGAGAGGUUAUCUGAGGAGAAUCGCAGGUUGAGAAAAAUGUUGAAAGGUAGAGGAGUUUCCGAAAAUAUCAAUAAGAUGGAGACAGGCGUGAUAGGAGGAACCACAUCGAACGCAAACGAUCUCAACAGCAUAGUGCCUGUAGUUCGUAAAAUGGACUCAAAGAGAGAAUAUUUGGGCAUGUUUGAGUUCAAAAGAGGAGAUGAGCCUAUCAUCAUACGUCGGCUGGUCACUAAUUUGAAGCCAAAUGUUGCUCUCACACUUCUACCAGGAUUACCGGCGUACAUACUUUUCAUGUGCAUCAGGCAUACUGAUUUCAUCAAUGAUGACGAAGAGGUGAAAUCGUUACUGAGCUAUUUCAUAAAAGCUAUAAAAUCGGUUAUCAAAAAGCGGCAGAACGAUUUUGAAACGAUGGUUUUGUGGCUAUCAAAUUCUGUACGCCUUCUGCACGUUAUGAAGCAAUAUAGUGGUGACGCAGCGACCAGGGGAGAGAAUUCGCUCACCCAGAAUGAACAGUGCUUCAGAAACUUCGAUCUUUCUGAAUUCAGAAGAGUCAUUUUUGAAUUAGCUGUCUGGAUCUAUCAGGGAAUCAUAGUGCUAGUAGAAGAAAGGAUACAGCAGAAGGCAAUCACUGCAAUCCUGGAGCACGAAGCAAUAGCAGGGUACCCUCAUGAGAAGAAGGCCAGAGCACAGUCUGUGGGUGACGCAUCACAGAGGUCUAUGACGUCACUGGAUACGCUACUGCAAGAGCUGACCACGCUCCACAGAACACUUGUGUUCCACGAUGUUGAUGCCGACAUUAGAACUCAAGUCUUCAGACAAUUAUUCUACUUCAUAUGUGCAAGCUGUCUCAAUAACCUGCUGCUUCGGAAAGAUUUGUGUCAUUGGUCCAAAGGAAUGCAGAUAAGAUAUAACAUCUCUCACCUUGAGGAAUGGGCCAGAGAUCAAAAACUCCAGCAUUCGAGUUUACACGAGAUGCUCACCCCCUUAAUUGAAGCAUCUCAACUUCUGCAAGCUCGUAAAACUGAUGAUGAUGUAAAAAGCGUCUGUGAUAUGUGCACCAAAAUGUCGGCCAAUCAGAUCAUAAAGUUGCUGAAUCUUUAUACACCUGCUGAUGAAUAUGAAGAGAGAGUGCCACAAACGUUUAUCCGUAAAGUUCAACAAUGUCUGAAAGAACGAGGUGAACCACAUGACGGGACUCUUCUAAUGAAUACAAAAGAAACUCAUCCAGUCAAAUUUCCAUUCAACCCAUCAAAUAUCCGCCUUGAAGAAAUCGAAAUACCUGAAGUGUUGAAUCUCCCAAUGCUGAAGAAAGUUUAAAUGUAAGAUCGUCGAGGAAAUUUAAAUGUACGUUUAUUUCAAUGUAUAAUUAGUUGAUGCUUAUGGCGCUCUCAUGAAAGUAAAGCUUAGAUGAAAUGGUAAAAUUCUAGUUUAUUAUAAGAAAACCAUCUAUGAAUGUAUAACAAGAACUCAUGUGGACUAGAAACCUGUCACAUGUAAGAUAGGACACACUCGUUCUUGAAAAUAAUUCUAGGUAGCCACACUCUAAACUAUAUGAGUUUUCAAUAGAACAACAGCAAAAUAGAAAGUUAAAAAUACAUAAAAUUCACAUUAUAAACAGAGAUAUUGUGGAAUUUCUCCAUAUCAAGGGGAAAUAAAAUAGAUGUUGUCAGCUCCAAUCAUGUAUAAUUGGAAUCAUGUAGAACUGAUAACAUCUGUUUUAUUUUACAUUAAAUAGAAAUAAUUCGAAUCACUAGCAUUGAUUAGUGAAUCAUUGUUGCCUUUAUUCUUAAAGCACUGCAUGACUUUCUCAAAAAAAUGUUAAAAAGGCUUUCUUCAUCUUUGUAAUAAGAUUAGCAUUUAUGCUCUGUUAGAAAAUUUGAUGCUGAAAAUGGUAAUGGAAUACCAUAAUACACAUAAUAUUCUCAAUAUUUUUUAUAGUUUUUCAGUUGUGGUAUUCAUUUUUAUUUUUAUUUAAUCGUUCCAAAUUCUAAAUUUCAAGUUUAAAUAUUUUUGGACAGAAAAUUGUGAUGUGGAGUGAAAAGUGAAAAGUUACUUAACCUUAGUUCGAACUCAUAAUCUUCUAUUCUUGCAAAAUUCGCCUAUUUUUGCUCUUUCAAUAUCAUUUUAAUGAUUAAUAAAUUUGUACUAAUGAAUGAAUAAAUAAAUAGCUCUCAGAUAUCAGAGAUAGAUUUACAAUGAGCUGGAUUUCAGAAAAUUAUAUUUUGUAUAAUAUAUUUCACUGUGAAAGAAUAAUGUAAUACUCAUACAUCAUCAUUACUAAUAAUCGAAAUGCCUUAUAUUAUCCAAAUGUUAUUUUUGUAAUUUAGUGUCCCACCAGUCAGAAUUAUAUCUAUUGGUACAGAUUAGAUAAUCACUGUACUUUAGUUUCUUCUAUUGGAAUCGUGUUUGUGGAAGAUCAGCUCUUAGAAAUAUGGUCAAAAUUAAUCUCUUUUAAAUGUUUUCAAAAUCACUUUUCGGUGAUUCAAAAGUAAUUAAUUUAAAUACUAUGAAAGUAGUAAAAUAAUGAAAAUUAUAAAAAUUAUGUUUUUGGACUCAGGGGACCUUGAAACGUAUAGAAAACUUGAAAUUAGGGUACCUUAAUUUUUUUUGGAAAGCAAUACUUUCCUUACCUAUGGUGAUCAACUAUCAGGGUUCUGUUGCAUGAUACAAUUUCAAUUCAAGUCAUUCAGAUUACACAAAAAGCACAAUAAAACAAUUUCAUAACGGUUACAAUAAAUAUAAUGUACUAAUUUAUAUAAAAUACAAGCUAAUAGAUGGAAGAUUUUAUUAGAAAUUGCAGCUUGACCUACUCCUGGAACAUUCAUUGGUUAUUUUAAAUAAUUAUUACACAGUUAUUAUACAAGCUAAUAGUUUUAUACUUUCCAAUUUUAAUAACCAGCUGGCUACUGGUAUUAUUUGUUUAUAUUUUAACAUGCUAAAUAUAGGUCCUGGGGUAUAGUCUGGUGUGAAAACACAAGUCACUUUUGUGAUGAGCAAACAUAAGGUUGUACUCCUUCUCUAAAUAAAUUUGUAUUAAAACAAAUUUGGUUGGAAUUUUAAAAUAUCAGAUGAAGGAUGAACGUGAAAUUUCCGCGCAAUAGAGUAUAAACAACUCUAUAGAAAUAUUAUCAACUGAUAAAUGUAGAAUGUCAUAAAAUAAAUUCAGUGAUGUUUUAUUCUUUAGUAUUUUAGUCAAGCUAAACUAAAAUUAAAGUAAACAAAUUCAUAUAGUUCAUCUAAAACUUUUACUUUCUAUUUUGCUGUUGACUCUCCUGCUAGAGUGAUCUUUAAAUUCCACUUACUCAUUUUGUUUGUAAGUAAAGUUCUUGAUUUACUUCAUAGAGUUGAACAACGUGCAGUAUAUUAUGAAGCUUUAUAAAAUAAGCUGAAAUCAAAAAUACAAAUUAAAUGUAAUGUUUAUUGAUGUCACUAUUACUAUAACCAUUGGAGAAACAUUUAUUUUGGCACAGACACUUGCCAGAUCUAAUAUAUUGAAUAAGAUAUACGCAUAGAUCCUGGAUCUACAUGCUUGUAUCUCUGCCUUCAACUUGAUAGAUUUAUAGCUUUCCGUAUGCGAAAGCAGGUGAUUUGUCAAGUAAAGAAUGAAAAGUACAAUAGCUGAAGCAAUAAAGCAUAUUAUAUUUGAAGAUAAACUUAGUAACGUAUAUAUAUUUUACUAGCCCAGCUAAUCGUUUCAUAUAUUUUCUUACUGUAACACUGUUAGGCUAUUGGAAAAAUUAAGUUAUCAUUCCUAUCUUAUUCCAUUGUGCAGUUCCAAUUUUGGACUUAACGUUAUUAUAUUAUAAGCUCCUUUCCCAUUCUAAUCAUUCCUUCUCUAAUUCUUUAUUCUCUGCACAUUUAUUUGUAUAAUUACUAUAAUAUAAAUGUAGAUAAACUGUAAAUAUACAUAUUAUACUAAGCUGGAAGAUAAAACUAUCAGUUUCUAUUGAUCUGAAGAGCCGUUUGAAAUAGGAAUUCUUUCACGCUUCUAACUAUAAACAAUAUUUGAGUAGCGAUAACGUGAAAUAAUAUUGAGUUUUGAGGAAUUUAUUACCGUA